GGAAGUAGUGACAGAGUGACUCCUCUCCACUUCUCUACCAUCUCUACCAUUACUUACACACCGCUGGGGUUUCACUCGUCCAGAUACUGAAAAUGAGCAACUCCGAGGAACCCAAAGUGAAUAACUGUACUGCUCCACACAUAGUGAAAGAGGAGCUCAUUGCAGCAGGAAAAUGGGUGAAGCUGGAGAAGACGACGUACGUGGACCCCGCGGGAAACACCAGGACCUGGGAGACCACGAAGAGGACAACGAGACGAGCCAACACAGAAGCGGAUGGUGUCGGAAUUAUCGCCCUGCUGAAACGGACGCUCCACAAAGACUGCGUAGUGAUGGUGAAGCAGUUUCGUCCUCCCAUGGGAUGCUGCACUCUGGAGUUUCCUGCAGGGUUGAUUGACGAGGGGGAAAGUGCGGAGGUUGCUGCGCUGAGGGAGCUGAAAGAAGAAACGGGCUACAAAGGGGAAGUAGUCGGAGUCACUCCAGUGACCUGUCUGGACCCGGGUCUGUCUAACUGCACCACCCAGAUCAUCCUGGUCAACAUCAACGGAGAUGACAUGGAGAAUAUCAACCCAACGCAACAGCUCGGUGAUGGAGAAUUCGUCGAAGUCAUUCUUUUGCCUCUCGAUGAAUUCCAGACUAAAAUAGACGAUCUGCUGAAGAAAGAAAAAAUCGUGGUGGACGCCAAAGUGUACAUCUUUGCCAUGGGGAUGGUGCAGGCCUUCUUUAAGCCGAGGGAGCUCCCCGUCCUGAAGCAGUGAAGCGACAUGUUCAGGAUGAGAGGAAGAAAUAGUCUUUGCUGUUACAUAGGGCUCCUACACAGGACGGGAACAUUUGGAAAUGUGCUGGAAAGGAAAUUGAAGAAUUCCAAAUUAUAUGAAGAAAUUGUAUGAGAGGUGGUGCGUCGGGGUUUUAGACCCCAUGUAACUUUUUAAAAUUUGUUUCUGAGAAGUGCACAGACCAUCCGUAGAGCGAUUAUAGCAAUUCAAUCUUGAAAUUAAAUGAUGAAAUGAAAACGCCUUAGAUUUAGAAAGUGAACCUAUGAAGGAGCCCUGUUCACACUACAUGUCCCGGACCACUUUUUGUUCUCCGCACGGCGAGGCCUGGAGCGUACAUCUGGUGGCCAACUGUCAAUUGUUUGCACACUUAACACAGAAUAUGUUUCAGGCUUUAGUCUUGUACGCCUUACGUGACAAAUAGUCAUUUCCAGGUUUUUAUGAGAUUACAAGUAGUUUGAAUUUGUUGUCAUUUUUAUGUAGUGAUUGUAAGACAUUCCUUCACACGUGCUAACAUACUGUUUUGCGGACUUAAUGGGAGAAAAAAGAAAAUCCACCUCAAAACACUUUGGUGACUGUCAUUUUGCACUAACAUUUAACAUUGUGCAGAGAGCAAUGGACAGCGCCACCAUACAAGCUCACAUCCUUCUAUCAUGGGUUUUUAUCUAAAGACAUCCGAUAACUAACUUUAGAAGACCCAUUAGUCACCAACUAACUCAUGCAUUGUGAUAAUAGCUACAGACCAUGUUUGGUUGGUAUAUUAAACACAGUGUAAACAAUAUGAGGGGGAUUUCUCUCAUAUAACUCCACUGUAAUGUACAACAGAGGUACUGCACUGAUAAAGAAAGUAAGCGAUUAAUAGUGAACGAUUCCUGCUGUGCCUCUAACCUCAUUAUGGUGCAAUUAACUGGAUAUGUCCUUACCCUAGCAGCUAGAAAUUACUGACCAAUUAAUAAAUGUGGUACUACCUUUACUCUUA
This is a messenger RNA of Morone saxatilis (striped sea-bass), 1749 nucleotides long. It is a transcript of the gene nudt5, whose product is annotated as nudix (nucleoside diphosphate linked moiety X)-type motif 5. Gene Ontology annotation, cellular component: nucleus. The coding region runs from base 93 to 755 and encodes 220 amino acids. Gene Ontology annotation, biological process: nucleoside phosphate metabolic process; ribose phosphate metabolic process. The transcript is spliced from 10 exons. The record is from RefSeq and is a predicted model, not a curated record. NCBI's taxonomy places the organism in Eukaryota, Metazoa, Chordata, Actinopteri, Moronidae. Gene Ontology annotation, molecular function: ADP-ribose diphosphatase activity.